AUGGGAAGUGGGUAGUGUUGUUAGAAAAUAGAAAGAGUUGAAACAUUUUAAUAUGAUGAUGAAACCUCACAUCAUGAGACAUCAAAAAGAGGAUCUUUGAAAUAAGGAGAAUAAUUACCAUAAAUGUUAAGUUAAUCAGAUUCAGAUGAAGAAUAUCCAAAGCGAAAAUAACAUUAAUUUGGGGUUAUGAAGGAACCACAAAAAACAUCAUAACUUUCUACAAUAUAAUAAUAUUCAUUUCAAAGUUUUUCAUCAGAACAAUAAUUUCAAAAUUUUGUUACAUUUUAAGCAUUACCAUCUUAACAUGGAAUAUAGGGAAAUCUAUUUUAAAAGUUUUCAGCAGAAAUGAAUUAAAUUGUCUAAACAUAAUAAACAUAGGCACCAAAAAACUCAAAAAAAGUUUAAUUUGCAAUUUGA
Molecule: messenger RNA, 417 nt
Organism: Paramecium sonneborni
Lineage: Eukaryota; Ciliophora; Oligohymenophorea; Peniculida; Parameciidae
Source: the annotation of a GenBank genome assembly